Molecule: messenger RNA, 3532 nt
Organism: Myripristis murdjan (pinecone soldierfish)
Lineage: Eukaryota; Metazoa; Chordata; Actinopteri; Holocentriformes; Holocentridae
Gene: gpr155a
Product: G protein-coupled receptor 155a
Exons: 16
Coding region: 135-2585 (816 amino acids)
Biological process (GO): negative regulation of BMP signaling pathway; intracellular signal transduction; transmembrane transport
Cellular component (GO): membrane
Source: RefSeq, a predicted model, not a curated record
GUGGGAGCAGAGUGAACAUAAGAGUCGACUCUGAGGUGAAGGUGUUUGUGUAAUGAACCGGACGCAAAACAAAUACAUACCGAGCAGACAUGACCCUGACAGAUGCAAGAGCUUGUAUUUGAUGCCCCAGCACGAUGGAGAGAGGCGACAGAAGUGGCAGCAUGUCACAUGGGGAAGAAGACGACCCGGGCUUCCCUGUUGUUAGCUCCACCAUGUCCAUUGACAACCUCUUCCCAGCUCUCUUGGAGUGCUUUGGGAUAAUACUGUGCGGAUACAUCGCAGGGAGGACAGGCAUCAUCACGUCCACUCAAGCCAAAGGAUUAGGGAAUUUUGUGUCCAAGUUUGCCCUCCCAGCGCUGCUGUUCAAAAACAUGGUACUGUUGGACUUUGGUAAUGUCGUCUGGCCAUUUCUGUGGAGCAUCCUCAUCGCCAAAGUGUCCGUGUUUUUCAUUGUCCUUGUCCUUACAUUAAUAGUUGCCCGCCCUGAUAGUCGUUUUAGUAAGGCGGGGCUCUUCUCCAUAUUUGCCACUCAAAGCAAUGAUUUUGCUUUGGGAUUCCCCAUUGUUGAGGCCCUAUAUAGAAACACAUUUCCAGAGUACCUGCAGUACAUCUACCUGGUAGCGCCUGUGUCCCUGAUGCUGCUGAACCCCAUUGGCUUUGCUUUCUGUGAGAUCCAGAAGUGGAAAAAUGAGGGAAACCGCCAGCAGAGCAAGCUUGUGAUUGUGGGAGUUGUAGUUUUACAGGUCCUGAAGAACCCCAUAGUGUUCAUUGUUAUCAUUGGCAUCAUCGCCCACUUCCUCCUGAACCAGACAAUCCCAGCUUUCAUGGUCGAGUUUGUGGAUGGCCUGGCUAACUCUUUUGGGGGAGCAGCUCUGUUCUACUUGGGUCUGUCCAUGGUUGGCCAGUUGGGGAAGUUAACCAGAUCCACAGUUGUGACCCUGAUAUUACUAAUUACAGCAAAACUGUUGUUGAUGCCCCUGCUUUGUAAAGACAUGGUGGAUCUGCUGGACAAUAGCAACACCAGCUCCCUGAACCACUCCAGCCUCUCCAACUAUGCCUUUCUUUAUGGAGUCUUCCCCACUGCACCAAGCGUGGCUAUCUAUGCUGCCCAUUAUAACGCAGAGCUAGAAGUUGUUACCUCUGGGAUGGUAAUAAGCACAUUUCUGUCUGCUCCGUUGAUGUAUGUUUCUGCCUGGUUGCUUACAAUUCCUUGGAUGGAUGCUAAACUUUUGAUGAAUUCACUGCAGUCUGUCAGCUUCAAUGUGAGCAUAGUGAGCUUACUUGCACUGAUAUGGACAAUAGCUGUCAUGUUUUUAAGUAAGAAAUUCAAGAGACUACCUCACAUUUUUGCUAUUAACCUUUUCCUGGCACAGUUUCUGACCUGUAUCGGGAUGAUCAUGUGGAACUUUGUGGUGAGGGCUGACAGCUUCAUCGGGCAGGUCCUGACGUUCACGCUUUUAUACACUUCACUCUACAGUACUUUUGUGUGGCCAGGUAUAAUAGCACUCUCUCUUGUGCUACUGAAAAGGGAUGAGAACCUCAAAGUUUCAGCAGGCAUCCUGGUGAUAGCAGGCUGGGGGGUUCCAGCUGUAUUAAUUGCACUUUUGCUCAUUGUUGGGGAAAAAAUGCCUGACACAAUUGACUCAGCUUUCUUUUAUGGCAGAUCACAGAUAAUCUGCACCUCAGUUGUGCUUGCUCUCAGCAUCCUGCUGGGAGGGGGCUCUCUGAUAUGCCUCUGUAGAGAGAGCUGGGACCAAAAUUACCAAGUUCUGGAGAGAGACUUUUCAUUUGGCACUGCCGAGGAUCUUGUAGAAGAAGACAGCCAAAAUGUGCUUAACCAAGCCACCUCACCUGGAGGCACAGACAGAGACUGCCUGAUAUGUGACUGUGCACCAGCCCAGCCCAUGCCCGAUAUGAUUAUCAGCACAACAAUGAACAACACACCAACUGUGCUCUCAGGUCAAUGUGGGAAUAGUUGUGAGUCUCCAGAUUGUUUGCUCGUCCAGGAGGAGCAGCUCCAGCAGGUCGCAGAUAGACAACUGGGCCGUCAUGCACUCUUAUGUCUGCUUCUGAUUGUCAGCUUGCUUGCUAAUUUGUCUAGCUGCCUGUGGUUGCUCUUCAACCGUGUUCCUGGUAGACUUUAUCUUGAGCUGCAGUUCUUCUGUGUUGUGGCCAACUAUGGACAGGGAUUCCUCUCAUUUGGGCUGUUUGGGCUGGACAAGCAUUUGAUUAUACUGCCAUUUAAGAAGAGAAUAUACAGCCUGUGGAAUGGGAGGAAGAAGGAACAGCAGCCAGAGACAGAUCUACCUGACGAUGUCAGGAUGACUUGCACGCAGUUCACCAGAUACCACAAGGACCAGUGUUUUCGGGACAUUGUCCAAAAGAGAAGGUGCGGGGAGAGGACUGUGGUGGACUCUUUCCUCGGCUGUGAACUGGUGGAGUGGCUGCAGCAGGUGGGCUUGGCCCAGGACCAUGGUGAGGCAGUGCUUUAUGGCACUCGGUUACAGCAGGGUGGUGUGCUGCAGCACAUCAAGCAGGAACAUGGUUUCCAGGACAGUCGCCUAUAUUAUCGCUUCACCACAUAAGGCCCAAGAGUCAAAUUUAAGGUUCGGCUUCAUUUAUCCCAAAGUGGGUAAUUAGCCUUGCAGGACAUUAAUAAUAACUACACAUCAGAUACGUCAUCUCAGGUCAUGAAGGGAAGGAAGCAGGAAGUGACCAGCUAUAAAUAACUCUGACCUUUAAGACAAUUCAAUAUGGAAGACUUCAUCAUACUCUUUAGGCAACAGCUUAGCUAGCAGGCAGUACUAAUCCUAAGGAGUGACUCAGUUUUUGCUGCUUUUUGCAUACAUUGUUAUGCAGCCACCACAUGCACUAAGCACUUGUUAGUUUUUAUAGUAUCAUUGUUGUCUUUUAUAAUAUAACGACAGCACAAACGCAAGCCAUUGUGAAAAUUUAAAUAAAUAAUCAUCAUUAAUGAGAAAUUAUCAUAUGUUAGCAUGGCCUCAGAAAGCUCCUAAGUGUCUGAAAAAUGAGUCAGUCACACCUCAGGGAAUGUAAACGUGUCCGUUCACCUGAAUGUUAUCUAAAUUAUUUUAUCUUACAUUUCACUUAGAAAUAAUGAGGGAUCAUUUCAUAACUGCAUUAUCCUUAACAGAAAUUUUGAAUGUUAUGAAGCUCCAGCAAAUCUGCUGUAAUUCAUUUUGUCUCUCAGGUUACUUGGGAAUGUAACAAGUGGGAAUAUAACAAGAAUAUAACAAGGGAACUAACUGUGCCACAGCAAGAAUUUUUUGUUGCUUUUGUAUUUGUAUUGUAAGUGCAAGUGAUUUAUCUUCUAUUAGCCUUUGGUGGUAUUAGCAACAUGGUGGAUGUAGACAAAAGUGAAUUGUGCACACAACUUGUUUGGUAAUGUGUUUUAUUGAUUUGUCUUUUCACUGAAAUUGCGAGAACAGAAUGUCCAACGCACAUUUUAUGUCAAGGGCUGCCUAUUUAUAUUCCUAUUUUUUUGUUGUUUUUUUUAAAUAAAAGGCAUUAC